AUGCGGCAUUUGUUGCAAACAUUUGCGACAAAGACAGUUUCAGCUUCAGGCAUGGAAUUGAUUCGGCCUAAAAGUGUGCACAUCGCGAUUAAACUGAGAACUAUUUCUUUUAUGGUCCGAAGUAUUUUUAAUCUUGAAGGGCAUUUUGGCGAGCCCGAUAUGAAAGUCAAGAUGUUUACGAUGAUGUUCCUGGACAAACACGCGGUGAUCCAAGCGUGA
Plasmopara halstedii is the source of this 219-nucleotide messenger RNA. RefSeq lists its product as uncharacterized. Lineage: Eukaryota; Oomycota; Peronosporomycetes; Peronosporales; Peronosporaceae. The transcript has 2 exons. The coding region runs from base 1 to 219 and encodes 72 amino acids. The record is from RefSeq and is a predicted model, not a curated record.